This is a messenger RNA of Drosophila miranda, 4597 nucleotides long. It is a transcript of the gene Pex23, whose product is annotated as tectonin beta-propeller repeat-containing protein. Gene Ontology annotation, cellular component: membrane. Lineage: Eukaryota; Metazoa; Arthropoda; Insecta; Diptera; Drosophilidae. The transcript is spliced from 4 exons. Gene Ontology annotation, molecular function: carbohydrate binding. The record is from RefSeq and is a predicted model, not a curated record. Bases 135 to 4181 code for a protein of 1348 amino acids.
UAAACUGCUGAUAUGGCAACCUUGUGCCGACGUGAAAAAUGAACGAAAAAUCAAUUUUUCGUAUUGUAAACACAAUGAAAGACCGAGAACGAACAGCAACUACCCUAUAAGUAUUACAUUUAAUCGUGGCCAAAAUGCCUAGCACAUAUUUGUUUGCCGCGAGCAGUGAGGGUCGUGUGUACACGUUGUCCACCAGCUCGGGAGCAUGGCGGGAAUUGCCGUAUCUGGGAUUGGAAUUCAAGAAAAUCUGCGCUGUACCUAAUUUUCUGUGGGCCAUUGGCGGCGACCGUCAGGUGUAUGUACACGUUCACGGACUCGAUGUGCCCAUACGGGUCAAGGAGGAGUCGUACGAGAACGAACGCUGGCUGCCCAUCGAGGGCUUCUCCAAGACUCUUUUGCCCACCGAUCGAUACAAAUACUCUUCCGCUGACGGCAGCGUGGAGCGAAGUGUAGACAAGAUUCGCCUGCCCUCCAUGGCCUGGCAAUGGGAUGGGGACUGGCACUUGGACCUGGAGUUGGAUGGCCAGCAGCUUCCAGAAGACGGCUGGAUGUAUGCCUUGGACUUUCCGGCUUCCUACUCGAUUAAGAAGUCAUGGAACUCGUAUGUGCGGCGUCGCAAAUGGAAACGAUACCGCCGCUAUGCCGCCCUAAACAGCUGGUGUGCCGUGGCUCCACUACACAAAGAUCCCACCCAAGAGCCCUUCAUCGAUGUGGCAAUUGGAGGCACAAAUGUGCCCAAUGCUGCGGCCGGCACGCUGUGUGUCUGGGCCAUUACCGCUCAUGGCAGGGCCAUGUUUCGAACAGGUGUGUCGAAGACGGCACCCGAAGGCCUGCGCUGGACAGCCAUAGCCACGCCCACGGGCAGUGAGCUGUCGCAGAUCAGUGUGGGCCCCACCGGUCUGGUUUGGGCUGUUUUGUACAACGGUCGGGUCAUCGUUCGCACAGGUGUGACCCGCGAUAACCUAUCCGGUGAGGCGUGGCUCGAUGUCAAGACGCCAGUGGCUGGCGCGAAUUUGCGCAUCGUACACGUUUCUGUUGGCACUGAUGCGGUCUGGUGUGUGACCAACGAUCACCAUGCCUGGUUCCGACGCGGCAUCAAGGGCGAGGCGGCUGGCAUAAGUGAGGACUCGGCCAUUGGCAAAGGUUGGGUGGAAAUGGUAGGCAACGUCUCAAUGGUUUCCGUGGCGCCUAACGAUCAGGUAUUCGCUGUGGGGGCCGCUGACCGUUUGCUGUACUAUCGGUCCGGCGUGACUGCCGCCGAUCCCACCGGCAAAAAGUGGCGUCAACUGCAAUGCCCCAUGCAGAUCAGCCGCACUUCCAGUUCCUUGUCCAUUGUAUCCCGCAAGAGCGGCGGCAGCAGCUCCACGCCCGGGUCCAAGCACCAGAGCUUCUCCAAUCUCUACUCCAAAGAGAAAGAGAAGGGCGUCGUUGAAACGUGCGCCGUUAUCGAAACGGUGCUCCACAGUUCCGCGGGCUCCUCCUCCAGCAACGGAGUGGGAGGACGCUUGAAAAACGAAAGGUGGAAACUCAGCGCCGACUCGCCGCCAACCAUAGGCAGCCUGAACCUGAACGAUCGCCACAAGCAGCGUACGGCAGCACUUCGCGAAUCCUCACACGCCAGCAGUGCGCCCGCCGCAGAUGUGAUCGAAAACAGUGGGAAAUUCGAGACACAGCUGAGGAAUCCUCGUGCCUGGUCGCCAGUGCGCAGUGUGGGAUCCGUAGUGGGCAUGGAGGCGCAUCCAGAGAGCGAUUCCACGGUCUUCGAGUCGGACUCGAUGCACCACGGAUCGGAUGUGUUUCUGGGUGAGGAUGAUGACCACACGGGCUCUCAGUUCUGGACCGAAUGCGGGGUUCUUUGGAGCUGUGUGGCUCCCGGAGCAGUCACCGUCGACUCAAACAAUCUGCCCAACUGGUUCAACGAGCAGGCGGCCAGUGACAGCAAAGUGGAUGUGAAUGCCAACUGGCGGAAGGACAUUCUGGGCAAGCUGCAGCGCCGACAGGAGAAGCUCGUCAAGCUGCAGAGUAAGACCCAAUUCGAAAAGGCUGUGGAGCUGUCUUCGUGGAUAAAGUCUGCGGAUGCACGCUACCAACGACCCGGCGGGGACUUUGAGGACUGCAUAAUAGAGCUUGAAUGGGUCAGUGGCAGCAGCAGUGGCAGCAACAGUGGCAGCAUCGAUGGCUCCAGGUCGGGUGACUCGGGCACCUUCACAGUGCUCAGCCCCGAUGGAGCGGCCACAAAGAUACAGUUUCCGCUAUCGGAUAUUACGUGCGCGCAGUGCUGCAGCGAGGCUGGAUCGCCGCGUCUGGCCAUCCAUGCCCCCCAUCUGCCCGUCAACUGCUCGCCCGUAAAGCUGCAGUUCUCCAGCGACUCGGAAAUGGAGGAUUGGCUCUCACACUUGUCGUCAGUAUGCAGCCAAAUCAAUACUCUGAUAGGAAAGCCGGCCAACAAUGCCAUAUGGCUGACCAGCGACCUGGGGGAUGUGUUUGUCUUCGAUGCGGCCACUAUGAAGGCGCAGCAGAUGUCCAGCGGCCAGGGAUACGUGGAGAGAAUGGAUGUGUCCACCUGCGAGACACCCUACUACAACACUCUGUACAAUGGCAUGCCCUGUGGCACUGAACUGGAGAUUUCUGGGUGCGUUUAUGACGAUGCUGAUCAGAUACGCUUCGACCUGCAGUGCCACUCGACGGUCAAGGUGCAGCCCCAUCGUGUAGAGAAACACAGAGUGAUCGCCUUGCAUCUGAAUCCACGCUUCAACGAGCGCACAACUGUGCUCAAUUCCAUGAAGGAAUCUGAAUGGCUGGAGGAGGUACGCAACGACAAGGUAGUGUUUGCUCCGGGCGCCACGUUUACAUUGAAAAUUAGAGCACUGCAGAACCACUACCACAUCAUUGUGAAUAAUGUGGUCUAUACGGACUACAAAUACCGCAUUGAUCCGGAGAGCGUCACUUGCCUGUACGUGAGUGGACGCAUCAAGCUCUUCAGCGUGCUGUAUCGCUGUCCGUCAGUCAUUGUGUCGAUGCAGCAGAUGCACUGGCGCCAGAUGGGAGGCCACAUCAAGCGGGUCUAUAACAGCGGCGUGGAUGUUGUAUGGGGUAUAUCCUGCGACAAUACCGCAUGGGUUUACAACGGCGGAUGGGGCGGCAUGUUCCUCAAGGGCCUCGAGGGCUCCGGAAAGAUAAACGCAAUGAUAGACACGCACACGUACUACGUGUAUGAGAAUCAGCGGUGGAAUCCGAUAAGCGGAUUCACUGCCAAAAGCCUGCCCACGGACCGGCACACAUGGAGCGAUGCCACUGGACGGCAGAAGCGCAGCAAGGAGCACACCAAGCUGCUGUCCACACACUGCGAGUGGAUCUCGGACUGGGCGAUUGACUACAACAUACCAGGUGGCGCCGACAAGGAGGGCUGGCAGUAUGCCAUUGACUUUCCUGCCAACUAUCAUGCCCAUAAGAAGCUCACUGAUUGCGUGCGUCGUCGGCGGUGGAUGAAGAGAUGUCGCUUGAGCAGCAGUGGCCCUUGGCAGGAGCUGAGCCAGUCGAAAGUGCUCGAUGCGGCUCUGCAUGUUCUGGACGAGGAUGUGGACAGUGCGCAUGACGUUAAGAAUGUGCCUGUUGCCGCUUGGGCCAUUGCCUCCAAUGGUGAUGUGCUCAUCCGACAUGGCGUUAGUAGCUUGAAUCCGCGCGGAGACGCCUGGGAGCACAUUGCCAGCGAGCAGCCACUGAUUGCCAUCAGCGUUGGGCCAACGGGUCAGGUGUGGACGGUGGCGCGCAACGGCAUGGUGUUCUUCCGCUAUGGCAUUAGCAGGCAGAACCCUUGCGGCGAUGCUUGGCAACAGGUGGAGGCGCCGGCCGGUGUGACAUUCAAGGCGAUAAGCGUGGGGCGAGCUGGAAUCUGGGCUUUGGACAACCAACAACGGCUGGCUGUUCGCAAGGAGAUUUCGAGAACCUUUCCAGAGGGCUCGCACUGGCAGUUUCUUCCAAAUGCCGCCAAUAUACCGCCCCAUACGGAGCAACAGUGCGGCUUCCGAUCGGUAUCCGUGGGCGCUGAAGUGUGGGCCAUCUCCCUCAAUGGCAUCAUCUGCAGGCGGUGCGGAAUUACAAGCGAGAAUCCCGCGGGCGUCGGCUGGAACCUUGGCAUCCCAGGCCAGUGGCAGCAUGUGUCGGUCGAGGGCUAUAUGUAAACAGUUGUCGUUCCAUGAAGUGCAUUCCUAUAAACGAUUCAUGAUACUGUGUUUAUGCUUGCUAUAUGUAUUUAUAUACCCUUACAGACGGUAAGACCAUUUUGACCAGGGGUCCUUAAUUCAAAAGAAGUAUUUUGGACUCUAGAAUAGAAUAGAAUAUUCUUACCGUCGGGCAGCUCUUAAGACAUUCCAAACCGAACUUUAAUAUCUCUGGAAUAUAUUGGAAUUAUCAAUCUGCAAGGGUAUUAAAAAGCUUCGGCACACGAAGCCUGCUUGCUCUCUUGUACUUGUAUUAUUAUUGUUCCAUUUUGUGUACUCAACCAUAAAACGCUUAAAUUUGUUUCUUUUUUUACAAAUUAAUUACUAAGCCAAAGUUAAUGAAUGAAAUUGGUUUUUUCUCAUCAUUCUUAUUACAA